This is a messenger RNA of Syzygium oleosum, 1414 nucleotides long. RefSeq names its product UBP1-associated proteins 1C. Gene Ontology annotation, molecular function: zinc ion binding; DNA binding. Gene Ontology annotation, cellular component: nucleolus. NCBI's taxonomy places the organism in Eukaryota, Viridiplantae, Streptophyta, Magnoliopsida, Myrtales, Myrtaceae. The record is from RefSeq and is a predicted model, not a curated record. Bases 77 to 1054 code for a protein of 325 amino acids. Gene Ontology annotation, biological process: negative regulation of transcription by RNA polymerase II; rRNA processing. The transcript has 6 exons.
UCCCUUCUUCCUUCCUUCAUUUUCUGCUGCGGAGCUUCAGAGAAAUUUGGUGGGUGGGUAGGAGGAGAAGAGAAGGAUGGUGUGGUUCCAGUGCGAGGAUUGCGGCGAGAACCUCAAGAAGCCCAAAUUGCCCAACCACUUCCGGGUCUGCUCCGCCUUCAAGCUGUCCUGCAUCGACUGCGGAGAGACGUUCAGCCAGCAGAGCGUGCAGGGCCACACCCAGUGCAUCACCGAAGCGGAGAAAUACGGUCCUAAGGGUCAAGGAAAGGUUUCGAAUGGCACGCCUGCUAAGCCCAACAAAGAUGGGAAGCAACAACCUGAUUUCGACAUAACGGUCGGAUUGACUAAACGGCCUCCAUGGUUUUGCAGUCUUUGCAACACGAAGGCCACUAGUGAGCAGACCCUGCUCCUACAUGCUGAAGGGAAAAAGCACAAGGCAAAAGCACGAGCUUUCCAUGCUUCGAAGCAACAACCUCAACAAAAACAGGAAUCUACUUCUCCUGCAACACUUCCUCCUGAAGACGCUUCGAAAAGUAGCAUAGGUGACAGUGAACACGUAGAAGAACCAAAGAUUAAGGAUAUUUCUACAAGCGACAAUGCACACGACAAUUCCGAGGCAGAUAAGGGAAACUUACAGUCAAGUAAAAAGAGAAAACACGACGGAUCUGAUAAAAUCGAUCAUAAGAAGAAAACAAUGCAUGAUAAUCUCAAUGAGGUUGGGGAUGGGGAAGUCAUCCAGGCUGAAAAAACAGAAGUAAAGAAAGACAAGCAUCUUGCGACAGCCAGAGAAAACCAGGAGGAUGCUUGUCAUCCAAAUGAAGAUGGCAAGAAGAAAAUAAAGUGGAAGAAGUUGAUUAAAUCCACUUUAAAAUCUCAGAGCCCAGAUGGAAAGAUGAAGAUGAAAAAACUGAAGAAACUUGUCAUGGAGGCUGUCAAGCAGUCCGGCAUUACUGAAGAUGAAAACCAGCUCAGCGAGAAACUUGAACGGAAGAUAAACUCUAGCUCAAGGUUCGCUAUUGACAGCAAGAAUGUUCGUCUAGUCGCUUCAGACUGAAAUAUUUGGUGACUGGCUAGUGAAAACUUCGCGCCAUAGCGUAUCAUUUCUCGUAUGCGACCACAUAGCUGCCGACUUGUUCAUUUAGUGCAUUCUUUGCGAAUCUAUCAGAAGAACAUUUUUGGGCAUUUUUGGGUAGGAAGGUUUGCCUUCAGGUAGAGGAUUUUGCUUUGUACCCCAGAUUUGGGUGGGAAUUUUGGAAGAGGGAGUUUAUCCAGAGAAUGAUCGGGACAUAUAGAUAAGAGUUAUUGGACAAAUUAUCUGCAGAGAGAUAGCAAUGUGAGGAGAAUUUUGUCGAUUUUGUUUUGACAACUUGGUUCGUUCUUGAAUAUAUGAAAUCCUUUAUGAACCACUUCAGUA